AUGGUUCCACCAAAUACACCAGUUAUUGACCCACGUUCCUUUCGUUCUUUUUGUUUUCGAGGUGAAGGUCGUGCCAAUUUUGUGAUUAGUGCAAAAUGUGAAAAAACAGGUUUAAGGAUAGCGUGGAGAUUGACAAAACAACGCAAAUCGGGAAAUGUAACGACGAAACCAAAAUGUCAUGUUGUUAUUGCAUAUUUGGAGAAGUUAAUUGUGCCUUUCCUUGGUCGACAGUUUCUUGUUAAACCUAAAGUUGUUGAAAUUGACACCGAAUCUCUGCAUCAUCUUGCCAAAAUCCCUGCCCUUCCGUUCAAUUUAAAGAUUGAAACAUUUGAUGAAUUGUGCGACUCAAAGAAAUAUCCGUCCACGAUGAGCUUCUUUCCGUUUUGUUGUCCAAAGAGUAUUCGUUAUGUGAGCAUUUUGCAAAUGAUGGAUGCUACAAGAAUUCCGAAAUGUUUAUCAUCACGCUAUUUUGGUCCAACAAUUACGGUGGAAAUUAAGCCCAAACAGGGUUUUAUGCAGAAUCAUCCUGGUAUCAGCGUACCAUACUGCAACAACUGCAUAUUACAGCUGGAAAAGUGCCAUUCGGAUGCCUUCGAACAGAUGUACGAUUUUUGUCCGUUGGAUUUGUUCAGCGGUGAUUUAAAACGAAUGCGUAAGGCACUUAACUCAUUAUUCGUCGUACCACAUCGAAAUCUACGAAUUUUUCUCGAUGGAAGUUUAAUACAUUCAGAUGAACAUCAGUUGACGAGCGAACAACUUCAUGAAUUACUUUUUCGUGAUACUUCUGUUUCUGUUCAACAGUUAAUCACUGCCUUAUGUUGCAUUUUGGUGAAUGCACCAUCGGACGAUUUAUUUGCUGUGCAUGAUUCAGGUGUUCUCACUAAGUUACUCAAUGGACAGCGAAUUGAUACGAUUGGUAUAGUUCGUGCUUACCAAAUUUAUACAAACCUUUCAGAAACAAUGCAGAAAGAACUGCUGGAUAAAUGUUUGCUACCAAAGAAAGAUGUUACAUUCCUGCAUCAGAACACAGAUCGUGCUCUGGUUGAACGUUAUCUCUUAGCUGCCACAAUGAAGGAUUGUUCGUUGAUGAUUAGUAUGCGAUUAGUUGAUCCAGUUGCUUUUGCCACUCAAAAUGUUCAGUCAUCCAGACAGCAAAUUGUGCGAGUUGUCGGAUCUAGCUAUACCAGUUUUGCAUAUUCCGUAAAAAUUGUGGAUCUUGAUCCAAAGUCACCAAAAAAUUUGUUAAAUGCUUAUAAUCGUUUUAUGGACGGUGUUAGAUUAAUAGAAAAGACACCUAAUUUACGCAGGCGACCAUGUGUUCCUUAA
This is a messenger RNA of Brugia pahangi, 1326 nucleotides long. The record is from the annotation of a GenBank genome assembly. Lineage: Eukaryota; Metazoa; Nematoda; Chromadorea; Rhabditida; Onchocercidae.